AUGGCACCCAGGAAUCGAGAUGAUAAUUUCAUGGACGUAGAUUCUGAUUCAGACAUUUCCUUGCUCGGUGAUGUUGAACACCGCGGGAAAGGAAAGGGAAAGAGCAAAACCACUGACAAACGCAAAAAGGACAAAGGCAAGGCAAAAGCGAAGGAGCAAGCGUACACCUGGGAGGCAUCCUAUACGCGUUCAUGGGACACUGUGCAGGAAGAUGAGGCUGGAAGUCUGCAGGGCGCAGUGGAGGAUCUUAUGGCGCGGGGGAGGCGGAGGAGGUUGCUUGCACCCGCCGCUGCUAUCCGCCGUACGAUCAUCCGACAUCUGGUUCUCCUCCUCGACCUUUCAGCGGCGAUGAUGGACCGCGACAUGCGUCCGACUCGUUUUGAUCUCAUGCUUCAGUACGCAAGGGAAUUUGUGGUAGAGUGGUUUGACCAGAAUCCUCUGGGACAGAUUGGUGUCGUUGGUAUGCGUGCGGGUAUUGGCGAAAGGAUCGGGGAGAUGUCUGGCAAUCCGCAAGAUGUCCUGAAAUGUCUGAGCGAGAGAACUCGACUUGAGCCCACGGGUGAACCAAGCCUUCAAAAUGCCAUCGAGAUGGCACGGAGCAGCAUGAGUCACUUGCCAACCCACUCUUCACGAGAGAUCCUUAUCAUCUUUGGCUCUCUGACGACAUGCGACCCUGGAAAUAUUCACGACACUCUGGAUGCCUGCGUAAAGAAUAAAAUACGCAUAUCGGUCGUAGCACUGGCUGCGGAAAUGAAGAUAUCCAGAGAUUUAUGUGACAAGACUGGUGGUCAAUUUGGCGUGGCCAUGAACGAGGGGCACUUCAAAGACAUCUUAUUUGAGCUCGUUCCACCUCCCGCACAACGAGCUGUCGCUCGCGCAGGAGGGCCAGGAGCAAACCCAGCUGCCGACUUGAUGAUGAUGGGAUUUCCUACUCGACUUCCUGAUUCCUCACCACCAAGCUUAUGUGCCUGUCAUUCAGACAUGAAGAGCGAAGGCUUCUUGUGUCCGAGAUGUAUGGCGAAAGUGUGCGAUGUCCCGACCGACUGCGAUAUCUGUGGACUCAUGAUCGUGAGCUCACCUCACUUGGCACGGAGCUACCAUCAUUUAUUCCCGGUGAAACCGUAUGAAGCUGUAACAUCAAUGGAAGGCGAGUCCAUGCCACAGGCGGCUUGCCACGCAUGUGCAAGGAUAUUUUCGACCUCAGUGUCAACGGCAGCAACUUCGGAGGGUAUGAGUCCUUGGGGUCGGUACCGCUGCCCCGAUUGUCACAACGAUUUCUGUGCAGAGUGCGAUGUAUUUGUUCACGAUGUUAUCCAUUGCUGCCCAGGAUGUGGCAAAUAG
Molecule: messenger RNA, 1341 nt
Organism: Suillus fuscotomentosus
Lineage: Eukaryota; Fungi; Basidiomycota; Agaricomycetes; Boletales; Suillaceae
Product: Ssl1-like-domain-containing protein
Exons: 7
Coding region: 1-1341 (446 amino acids)
Biological process (GO): regulation of transcription by RNA polymerase II; nucleotide-excision repair; DNA-templated transcription
Cellular component (GO): transcription factor TFIIH holo complex; transcription factor TFIIH core complex
Molecular function (GO): zinc ion binding
Source: RefSeq, a predicted model, not a curated record